Molecule: messenger RNA, 3937 nt
Organism: Notothenia coriiceps (black rockcod)
Lineage: Eukaryota; Metazoa; Chordata; Actinopteri; Perciformes; Nototheniidae
Exons: 6
Coding region: 102-3401 (1099 amino acids)
Biological process (GO): Notch signaling pathway; protein ubiquitination
Molecular function (GO): RNA binding
Source: RefSeq, a predicted model, not a curated record
GAUGCAUUACACAUUACUCUGUAGUUUCACUUUUCCUGCAUGGCUUGUAAAGUGUGACGGCCUUUGAAAGAUAGCGAAAACCGCCGUGAAACAUUUGUAAGAUGGCUGAGACUGUGAGGGUGAGUGGUCUGCCCGCAGACAUUGAGGAUGAGAGGCUGAAAGACAAGCUAUUCAUCCACUUUCUGAGAGCCAGGAAUGGAGGAGGGGAAAUAAAUUCUGUCACUAUUGUCAAGGCAACGCCCAUCUCUGCCCUCAUCACCUUUGAGGACAGUGGAGUGGCACAGAGAGUUAUUGAACAAAGCCCGCAUCUUCUGGAAGUGGAUGGGAAGAAGUAUAAAGUCGUUGUUAUUAAGCACAACGAAAGCCUGGACCCAGACAAGGUCAUCUUACAUUUAUCAGCAAUUGUUGAUUACAGCCAGCUUCCUGGGGGAUUAUUGGCACUGUCAAGCCUUCACAAAAGCCACCCUGAAAUCAAGAUAAGCCAUGAUGCUACUGAGAUAUUAUGCACAUUGCAUGGCGCCUUUUCAAAAGUCCAGGCAGCUUUGGAACAGCUGUUGGGUCAUCCUGGAGGCCCAAAAUCAGCAGCAAACAAAGACUCAGGUCAACCUGCCACCAGGGGCUCCAGGUCUGUUCAGAUAGCACAGAAGCCUCAAACUCUGGAGUCAGAAGAUCUGAGCAGGAAAUCAUCUAAGCAGAGAGAAAAAAGAGAGAAAGUUGACCUUGGCAUGCCUUAUGAUGAGAACAACUCUAGCUCAUGUAAACCGCUGACACCUGCUGGUUCUGGCCUGGAAAAUAAUGACCAGAUAGAGGGUCCAGUUUUGCAGCUUCCUGGGCAUCCUACGGCAUCAGGGGAGGAUUUGUCACUCAUUUUGGAUGCAGACAUGUUUGAGUAUCUGAAAAAACACUGCCGAAAGGAAUACCAACAUAUCCUUAGUCAGUAUAGUGUUGAUGUAGUGGAUAUGACAAAUCAUGGGUUGACAACUCUGUUUUUGAAAGUUGGAGUGGAGGAGGGUGGUGAAGAUCAGAAACGCCUAAAAUUGGCAAGACAGGCAAUAAGUAGUCUUUACCAGGAGAAUGAGAAGAAGAUCCGGCGAGGCCAGCUCUCCAAGAAUAUCCUGUCUCUCAGGGGUGGACUGCAAAAGGCCAUGGAGGACUUAAGUGUCAGAUUUCCUAAGCUUCUUCUGAACGAAGAUGACCAAAAUAUUUAUAUUAUUGGGAGUAGUAGUGAUGUUUCUGAGGCCAAGCAUUUUCUUCUCCUUGACCCUGUCGAAGUGAUAGGUAAAAAAGAGAAUGUAGCCAGUCUUCUUAAAUAUCCUUCAUAUUCAGGUUCAUCAACUCAUGCAGAUGAGUUUAAUGUUCCCCUGACUGUGUCCUCUUCUCUGGAUGACAGGAUAGAGGAGGAUGGGUGCAAAGCUGAAGGAGCCAGAAAGUAUAAACUGGCCGCUCGCUUUAAGGACUCAGGGCUUGCUGCAUUAGGCCGUCGACCCACUGACUUCACCUUACGAGGGCUCUCAUCUCCUAGUAGACAACCACGCCUGGGGCCAAUUUUAGGGCAAAAUGUGCUGUCAGAAACAGCAGGGGUUUCUGGUGAGAGUGUCCCCAGAGCAUUAGCCCAAAACACUGGAGGCGACAUCUUGUUUAGGAGUGGAGAUGCUUUGCCUUCAACUUCUUCCAUGCAGAAUAAAACCUCCUUAAACUCGCAUUCAGUUGAUACUCGACCAAAGUCUUUAACAUCCCCCCUUAGCACCACCAGUUUGUCAGGAGGCCCUCCGCUUCCACCUGCUGGGUCUGGUUCCACCUUGAAGAGAGCCAGUAGUUUCUCAGGAUCGCCGCAGCAGAAGGCGCAAGUUAUGAGUCAGAAGAGUCAAGACGACUCUGGCAAGCCUACAGUAAGAGCAAGGGGCAGGUCCUCAAGCUUCAGCAACCAAACAGGGAGGGACAAGCUGGAAGUCUACAAUGCAGAUAUUACAGUUUCCAAUGUGAUGUGGAAGUAUAUAAAAGAGGCUUUCAGGACCCGAGUGGAAGACCUGACUUCUGAUGUCCUGAUGAAAGAGAUCGGCUCAGGGGGCAUUGGUAAUCUGACUGUCACCUUAAGAGGAGCAAACUCAUCCAAAGUGAGUUCAUGUCUGCUAGGUUUAGAGAAGCUGGUUGGUUCAGUUAGUGUAGACUUUUAUGUGCAGCAGCUGCGUUUGUCAGAGUUGGGUAUCACUGACACAGCAGAUGAAACCUUGGAGGCUUGUUGUGCUGAGGUUCGGAGCCGCUUCAAAAAGGUUGUGUUGCAGAUUGUAAAAGAGAGCUUAUUUCUCCUCGGCCCAGAAACUUUGUGUUCUCAGGUAGCUGCGUCUUUGCUUGAGGUAUUUACUGGAGAUUCGGCCCAGAUACCUGAACAACACGACUUCUCUGGCCCCUCUACCUCUGACUGUAAUCCAUCCACUUUUUUACAAAUGAACGAGGACCAAAAUACGAGCCUUCACAGUUACAGUUAUCCUCAGGUGAUGCUAAACAACCCAACAGGCAAAGCAAAUGGAACUGACAGUCAGGAAAGAACAGCAAACCACAGAAGGGUCAUUUUUGAGACAGAUAUUGUGAAUGGAGCUAUUAGUCAGCCGUCAGUGAGGAAAGACACUGUUAUAAAAGAGAAAGUGAAAAUUGUAAACACAUUGGAGAUAGAUGGACAGAAGACUAAGACAUUUGUCAACCACUAUAAAGCAGGAAAUUAUAGACCUGUGAGUCAUGUGAAUGAUGUUGAGUCAACAACAACCCCUGCUGAUGAAGACCUCCAUAAGCAGGAGAGAACUGUCCAUUCUAAACAGGAGGACAGUGUACAGCAAAGACAAACCAUGGUCCCAGACACAGAGGAAUCCAGAUCAAAUCCAGAAGGGUGCGUCUGUGUGUGUGGUGAGAGUAAGAUGCUGACGAAAACUAAGUGUGGUGCUGCCUUCUGCUCCAAGUGCCUGGACGUUGUCCAUGCCCACUGCAGAGUUUGUCAUAAGCAGGGCAUCCAGGGGGAAAUGACCUUCUGUAGAAAAAAUAUCAGCGUGCCAGGUCACACAAAAGACUCUGCGAUCAAGAUCACUUACAUCAUUCCUGAUGGUAUCCAAGGGGAGGAUCACCCUUCUCCAGGAGAACCAUUUCAAGGAGGUACCUUUGAAGCCUACCUUCCCGACAGCGAGAACACGAGGAAGCUGGUGCCCAGGCUGAAGAAAGCUUUUAAGCAAGGACUCACCUUCACAGUGACAGGCAAAGACACAGAGGCCAGGGUCGCUUGGGACGGCAUCCCACACAAGACCACCGUACAUGGAGACAAAUCAGCGAAUGGUUACCCAGAUUCCACAUAUUUGACUCGUUUGUCUGAGGUCUUGGCCUCAAAUGGGAUUGAGGAGCAACCAGCCAAGUCUUAGGAACAAGAGCUAUCUUCAUAAAUAAUUGUAUCAUUCAAAAAAGGUUUGAUCACAGCCAUUUGCACUAUUUUUGUGUGUUGAGUAGUUCACAUUUUUUGAACAAGUUCCUGAUGUUUGAUUGUGUACAUACUGUAGAGAUUGAAAUAUUUUAAAGCUUUUAUAGCUCUCGCUGCAGAUGUUUUUGAACCCUUUUAUACAAUUGCUUUUAAUAUAGAUGAUUCAAGUUAUAAUUUGUCAAACUGACUGUGAUGACAAAUGGGACAAACCACCAUUGUAAAAAAUAUUACAUACAGCAUUCCUGAAAAAAGAAUCUCCAUAUCUCAUAAAACAAAUUGCUACACUGUUCUGUGUAGUGUGCUAGUACUUUAGUGUAGAUAUACAUUUUGUACUGCCAUUUUAAGGAUCAUUUAAUUAAGAAAAAAAACUAGAUAUUCGUGGUAAAUUGGAGUAAAGAGUAAAAUGAAUUACUUAAAAACCUGUAUGUGUCUCUUCAACUUGUUAACAAUGUUAAACAGAAAUAAAAAAGCACAUCUGAA